AUGUACAGGGAUGAUUUUAACCGGAUAUCUAGGACCGGUGUGCUGUGCAUCAUCCUCUGCCUUGCCCUUGGAAUCGCCAACAUCUUCUCCUUCAAUGCGAUUCUGAUCAUUUUCAGUUGUCUUUGCAUUGCUUCGGCCUUUGUUAUUCUCUUCAUUGAAGUUCCCUUCCUCCUCCGCAUUUGCCCUACAUCCCCCAAGUUCGAUGCUUUCAUCCGCCGUUUCACCACCAACUGGAUGCGUGCCGCCAUCUAUGUGGCCCUCAGUGCGAUCCAAUUCGUCAGCCUUGUCAGCCGAGCCUCCAGUUUGAUCGCCGCUGCCGUGUUCCUUCUAUUCGCGGCAAUUUUCUACGCCCUCGCCGCAGUAACAAAGCAGGAAUUUGUUGGCAGCAAGACAUUGGGUGGCCAGGGAGUUGCGCAGAUGAUUGUGUAA
Messenger RNA from Penicillium olsonii, 429 nucleotides. NCBI's taxonomy places the organism in Eukaryota, Fungi, Ascomycota, Eurotiomycetes, Eurotiales, Aspergillaceae. The record is from the annotation of a GenBank genome assembly.